GUGCCGACAUGGACAGGAUCAUAUGGGCUUAAAGUUGUCUCCGGCGUCCAAGAAACAGUCAGGCAUCGGCGCACACACGCACCAGCAGUAGCCAAGAAUGAAGCUCUUCUUCUUCGCCGUCCUCCUCCCUCUUCUCGCCUUUCCUGUGAUGCUUUACUGCAUCUAUUGUCCCUCCAAGCAGUCCAAGGCGAAACCCAAGUCCGGGACCGGCACCUCCCUCUCGGAGCUUCUCAGGAACAGCCACCGGAUCCUGGACUGGACCACGGAACUCCUGGCCGCCAGCCCCAUCCACACCGUCACCACAUUCAUGGGCAUCGUCACCGCCAAUCCUUCCAACGUCGAGCACAUCCUCAAGACCCGCUUCGACAAUUAUCCCAAGGGUCUCCGCUCCACCACCAUACUCGCCGACUUCCUCGGCCGCGGCAUCUUCAACUCCGACGGCGACCACUGGCGCAUUCAACGGAAGACCGCCAGCCUCGAGUUCAACACCAAGACCAUCCGCACCUUCAUCCUCAGCAAUGUCCGCCUCGCCGUCGCCGGCCGCCUCCUCCGUCGCCUCUCCCGCGCCGCCGCCGCUCGCGAGGUACUCGACCUCCAGGAGCUCCUUGACCGCCUCGCCUUCGACAACGUCUGCAAGGUAGCCUUCGACGUGGACCCCGCCAGCCUCAUCGGUGACGAAGACGACGAAGUCCGCGAAUUCGCCCACGCCUUCGAGGACGCCAUCAACCUCGUGGUGGAGCGAUACAGCCACCCGUUCCUCUUGUCCUGGAAGCUGAAGCGACUCCUCGGCAUCGGCUCGGAGGGGAUCCUCAAGAAGAACAUCGCCGCCGUCCAUCGGUUCGCCAUGCGGGUGGUCCGAUCGAGGAAGGAGGCCGGCGCGGCGGCUCUGGGCGACGACCUCCUGUCCCGGUUCAUCGCGGAGGCGGACUACUCGGACGAGUUCCUCCGAGACAUCGUCAUCAGCUUCGUCUUGGCCGGGCGCGACACCACGUCGGCGACGCUGACCUGGUUCUUCUGGCUCAUCUCGACCCGACCUGCGGUGCAGGAGCGGAUCAUGGGCGAGAUCCGACGGGUCCGCUCGGGGCGCCCGAACCCAGAGGAGGGGGGAGCGUUCACGCUAGAUGAACUGAGGGAGAUGGACUAUCUGCAGGCGGCGCUGUCGGAAACUCUGCGGCUGUACCCGCCGGUGCCCUUGCAGGUGCGGGAGUGCGCGGCGGACGACGAAUGGCCAGACGGCACGCGGGUGGCCAAGGGGAGGACGGUGAUGUACAGCUCGUACGCGAUGGGGCGGAUGGAGGCGAUAUGGGGAGCAGACUGGGGGGAGUUCAGGCCGGAGCGGUGGCUACACAAGGACGUGGAGUUCCGACCGAUGAAUCCGUUUCGGUUCCCGGUGUUCCACGCGGGGCCGAGGAUGUGCUUGGGGAAGGACAUGGCCUACAUCCAGAUGAAGGCGGUGGCGGCGAGCGUGAUGGAGAAGUUCGAGAUCGAGGUGGUAGAUAAGGAGAGAGAGAGGCAGCUGGAAUACAUCAUGAUCUUGAGGUUGAAGGGGGGACUGCCGGUGCGGGUGAGGGAGAGGAACGGUUGAGUUGGGGUGUGGUUAGUUCGUGGAGGGAUGAGCUCGACGAGUUUCUCCCACCAUCUUUCUAUCUUUUGUAAUGCAAUGUUCAUAUCAAUCGGAGUUGAGCUAUGCAGCUGCGAAA
Molecule: messenger RNA, 1700 nt
Organism: Musa acuminata subsp. malaccensis (wild Malaysian banana)
Lineage: Eukaryota; Viridiplantae; Streptophyta; Magnoliopsida; Zingiberales; Musaceae
Product: cytochrome P450 CYP94D108-like
Molecular function (GO): iron ion binding; oxidoreductase activity, acting on paired donors, with incorporation or reduction of molecular oxygen; heme binding
Source: RefSeq, a predicted model, not a curated record